Messenger RNA from Penicillium longicatenatum, 1614 nucleotides. Its product is annotated as cytochrome P450 phenylacetate hydroxylase. The coding region runs from base 1 to 1614 and encodes 537 amino acids. The record is from RefSeq and is a predicted model, not a curated record. Lineage: Eukaryota; Fungi; Ascomycota; Eurotiomycetes; Eurotiales; Aspergillaceae. The transcript is spliced from 3 exons. Gene Ontology annotation, molecular function: heme binding; oxidoreductase activity, acting on paired donors, with incorporation or reduction of molecular oxygen; monooxygenase activity.
AUGGCCAUCUUUUCUCUCUUCUCAUCAUUGUGGAUCAGUGCUGCCAAUUCCCCAUCUCAAACACUUGCAUUUGCUGUCUUUGCUGUGCCUGUUCUGUACGUGAUUGUCAAUGAGUUUAUUCGUGCCUCAGCUCGCAUCCCAGGUCUCGAAGGGCCUCGCGGUCUCCCGUUAAUAGGAAACCUCGCACAAAUCCGCAAGAAUGCAGCGGAGCAAUACCGAAUAUGGUCAAAGGCCUUUGGACCAGUGUUUCAAAUCCAGCUGGGCAGCAUGCCGAUUGUUGUUGUGAACUCGGCUGCAGCUGCAAAAGUCUUGUACGGCCAGAGCUCACAAGCCUUGGCCUCGCGGCCUGAAUUUUAUACGUUCCACAAGGUUGUCUCUAGUACGUCUGGUACAACAAUUGGAACAUCUCCUUAUAGUGAAUCAUUGAAACGUCGUCGUAAGGGUGCCGCAUCAGCGCUCAACAGGCCUUCCGUCGAGUCGUAUGUGCCACACCUGGAUAUUGAAACGAAAACUUUUGUGGCCGAAUUACUCAAAUACGGUGACGGGGGCAAAGUGGCGGUCGAUCCAAACCCGAUCAUUCAGCGCUUGAGUCUCAGCCUGUCAUUGACUCUGAACUGGGGAGUUCGCGUGGCCUCCCAAGAAGAAUCGCUCUUUGGUGAAAUUACCCAUGUUGAAGAGGAAAUCAGCAAGUUCAGAAGUACCACUGGCAACUUGCAAGAUUACAUUCCUCUUCUCCGUCUGAAUCCCUUCAAUUUGAAUUCGGCGAAGGCAAAAGAGAUGAGAAUGCGUCGGGAUAAGUACCUUACCAAACUGAACGACGACCUAGAUCGACGAAUUGAGAAAGGCACCCAUAAACCGUGCAUCCAGGCAAAUGUCAUCCUUGACAAAGAGUCUAAAAUCAAUCAGGAAGAACUUAUUUCUAUAAGCUUGAGCAUGCUAUCAGGAGGACUCGACACUGUUACCACGUUGGUUGCAUGGAGCUUCGCUCUGCUUUCGCAGCGUCCUGAUAUCCAAGAGAAAGCAAGAGCAGAGAUUCAAAAGUUUUACGACGAGGAUCAGCCUUUAUGCGACCACCAGGACGACCAAUCUUGUCGUUAUAUUGCAGCUCUUGUGAGAGAGUCCCUGAGAUAUUUCACCGUUCUUCGCCUCGGCCUUCCUCGCUCGUCAACCAAGGAUAUCACCUACAACGGAGCAGUCAUUCCUAAAGGUACAACCUUCUUCUUGAACGCAUGGGCGUGCAAUAUGGGUAAGUAUCCGGCCCCUCCAGAAAGUCCGUCCUGUCCCUACGCUGAUUACUUCACUUUAGACCCCGAGCUCUGGCAGGACCCCGAAGAGUUCAGACCAGAGCGCUGGCUAGAGCAACCCGACGCACCAAUGUUUACCUACGGUAUGGGCUAUCGGAUGUGCGGAGGCUCGCAGCUCGCCAAUCGCGAGCUCUACUUGACCUUCAUGCGAACGUUGAAUAGUUUUCGCAUCGAGGCGCAGGGUUCAGUGGACUGGCAUCCUGUCCAGGGCAGCUCAGAUCCGACCAGUUUGGUGGCUAUCCCUAAGGCAUAUAAAGUUCGGUUCGUGCCAAGAAACCCCGAAGCACUGGCCAAGGCGCUGGCUGGUUGA